Molecule: messenger RNA, 831 nt
Organism: Mangifera indica (mango)
Lineage: Eukaryota; Viridiplantae; Streptophyta; Magnoliopsida; Sapindales; Anacardiaceae
Exons: 1
Coding region: 171-716 (181 amino acids)
Source: RefSeq, a predicted model, not a curated record
AACCUCUCAGCUUUUUCUUUUUUUUGUUCUCUGAUCAUCAGACCUGGUUCCUCACUGUGGACCCUCCCACAAAACAAAUCCCACUAGAAAACAAACCAUAUAAACAACCCCCCCUAAACAACCUCUCACUCUCAUUACUCGCAAGAAAACAGAAAUAAUUUCAAGAGAAAAUGGAGGUAAAGAGAGAGAGCAACAAGAGAGAAGUAAAGGAGAUUUACACAGUUUUGUUCACAGCUGGAACUGCUCUUCUGAUGGCAUGUUUGAAGAGAGCUGUGAUGUUGAUGCUGAUUGAGCAAUGGCGCUUGUGGGUCUUCCUUGUGCUCAAUCUUGUCCUCCUGGCGAUUUUCUUCACUUCAAUGCACUCAAUUUCAAGGGAUGAACAAACCCUACAAGGCCAUGGCAAUGUGCAGAGCAAAAAAGGCUAUGGUGGGUGUGAAAUUGUUGAAGAUAGGAGCGACAAUGUGAAGACUGAGAGAAUGAGAAGACAUAGACAAGAAUGUGUUGAAGUUCUUGAAGCUCAGAUAUUGACUGAAAAUGAACAGGAGGGUGUUGUUGAAGAAGAUUGUGAAGAGGGUCCAAGGCUUUCAAAGGAGGAGUUGAAUGAAAGAGCUGAAGCAUUCAUUGCAACAUUUAGGCAACAUUUAAUUUUAGAUGCAAGAAAAGGCAGAGACAUCAACAUUCAUAACAGAAGAGGUCUAAUUAAUAUUGAACUUUAAAUUAUUACUAGUAUAUAUUGAGAUUUUCCUUUUGACAUUGUAAUUUCAUCCAAAAUUUUGGAGCAGAAUUUGUGAUUUUGCUUUUCUUCUCUAGUUCAAGUCUCGAUUGUCUCUA